This is a messenger RNA of Scophthalmus maximus (turbot), 1486 nucleotides long. It is a transcript of the gene pxmp4, whose product is annotated as peroxisomal membrane protein 4. The coding region runs from base 49 to 693 and encodes 214 amino acids. The record is from RefSeq and is a predicted model, not a curated record. Lineage: Eukaryota; Metazoa; Chordata; Actinopteri; Pleuronectiformes; Scophthalmidae. Gene Ontology annotation, cellular component: peroxisomal membrane. The transcript is spliced from 4 exons.
CUUUCGCUGCGACACACCAGCUGUGUCCUGUCCGCUGCAGUAGGAGCGAUGGCGGGUCCCGACCUGAUGAGAACUCUCCUGUACACCGUCAACAACCUGCUGCAGCGGGAGAAAUACAAAGCGGCACUGGCGGUUGUGAAGGGAUUCAGAAACGGCGUCGUCUAUGGGGCCAAAAUCCGAGCACCUCAUGCCCUGGUGAUGACAUUUCUAUUCAGAAGUGGCAGUUUGAAGGACAAGCUCAAAGCCAUUCUGAAGGCCACGUACACACACUCCCGCAACCUGGCGUGCUUCGUGUUCACGUACAAGGGACUGCAGGCCGUGCAGCAGAAGUUCCAGGGGAAGAGUUUACAGUCUCACUCCUUUCUGGCCGCGUGUGUCGGAGGAUGGUUGGUGUUCGGCGAUAACAACAGCAUUAAUAGCCAGAUAAACAUGUACUUGCUGUCCAGGAUCCUGUUCGCUCUGUCUCGUCUGGCUGUGGAGAAAGGAUUUAUCCCGCAGCCCAAACACGACCCCUUCCCGCUCUUCGCCACCCUGGUGUGGGGCGUCGUCUUGUGGCUGUUUGAGUAUUACCCGCACACCCUCCAGCCCUCACUGCAGUCCUCCAUGAACUACCUCUACCACGACAGCAACGUGUGGCACGACAUAACAGACUUCCUCGUUUAUAAUAAACCAAGGACGGCUGCGCAGAAGUGAAGCUCUUGGUUUUUGUCCCCCCCCCCCCACCAGGAUGGAGAAGUAUGGAAUAAACGACUGCAUUAUCAGUAAAGGAAACAAAUGCAGAAACACAAUCACCAGUCUCCUCAUAAAAUGCAAUGAGGAAACACAAGUCAGAAAUGAGUAGAAAAAUAAGACAGUUAUUGAAAAGUCAAGAGUUGAAGAAAAGAUAAUAAAGUACUAAAAGAGAGGAGAUGAUGUAUAGAAGUGAAAUUUAAGAGAAAUACAAUCCAGAAGAUCAAAAUAGAAUAAAAGUAUACAUACCAAUGAAUGAAUAAAUAAAAUUCAAUUAAAUGCCAGGAUGAAAACUUAGGUCUUAGUUUGCUUUAACAAAUAAGAAGGUUCGUUGGGUAAAAGAAAAUCUGAUCAAUAAAUUGGACCAAGAAUAUAAAGAGCUGUUAAUAAGUAAAAUUAUUCUAAAAUUGGUUCUGACAGAGGCAGAGAGUGAACGAUUGAAUCAACGGUAGAUGCAGUCUAUUUUUCUUAGUGAGACCAUAGAGCAGAGCAUCACAUUAGUGAAUCCUGCAGCAAUUUUCGUGUAUUAUUACUAAUUAUUACUAAUAUUCCAGCAUUAUUGAAUGUUGCCUUUUUUUUAAAUUAUUGUUUGUACUAUAGGAAGGUUUUUUUGAUUCACUGACCUUUGUAUUUUCUUGUGUCCAUGGUUCAUGAUUGUUUGUCACCAUAUGAUACCAAUAUGAUUCUCCUGCUGAUAUUAGGUUGAUUGUCUUGAGUUCAAAUUAAUAAGCUGCUACAGAAUAAAAGGCAAAAGAUG